This is a messenger RNA of Rotaria sp. Silwood2, 258 nucleotides long. The record is from the annotation of a GenBank genome assembly. Lineage: Eukaryota; Metazoa; Rotifera; Eurotatoria; Philodinida; Philodinidae.
AUGGGUAGUCAAAAAUCAGCCAAUACUAUAGCUAUUACUGAAAUAUAUGAUCCAUCAGUGGACCAAUGGACCACUACUGCAAGCAUGGCAACACCACGCGGUUUUCAUGCUGCAACCCUACUCAAUUCGGGACAAGUUCUUGCCACUGGUGGUACCACCUUUAACAUAAACGGUAUUAUAAAUAGUUGUGAAAUAUAUGAUCCAUCAACGAGCCAGUGGAGCUCUCUUACUAGCAUGGGACCAAAAGCGCGUUUAUAA